UGUCGUAAGCAAGGAGAGACAGUGACAACCAGCACGCGGCUGGAUCACAUGCAGACAAUCAGGACUCGGGCGGCUCUGCUUAGGUAGAGAUUGCGUCGAGGAGGUGGUUUUCACAGCAGCGUACGGCGACCUGUAAAUAUGGAGCCUCUGGAGGAAUACCACUCUCCGUUUGACUUUGAACAAGGGGUCAACUCCAGUUAUCUCUACCUCUCCCCAGCUUACAGCGACACGCCGCCCAGUUCGCCAGCUGUCAGAUCCAGAGAUUUCCAGGAGCAACCUGACUCUGUAGCCGAGGUGGGAGAGGAUGCAGUGACAUCUGUCGGUGCAGCUCCUCUUCCUCCUGUCAUGACGGAGGAAGAGCGUCAGGAGCUGCAACAGGAGCUGGCUAAGGUUGAAGACGAGAUCCAGACUCUGUCCCAGGUGUUGGCAGCUAAAGAGAAGCAGCUUGCAGACAUCAAGAGGAAACUGGGCGUCACGCCUUUAAACGAGCUGAAACAGAACAUCACCAAAACCUGGCAGGAAGUCACCACUUCCACAGCCUAUCGGAGGACGUCUGAAACUCUGUCUCAGGCCAGUCUGAAAGCGACGGCAGCCUUCUCCAACAUGGGCUCGGCCAUUAGCAAGAAGUUCGAGGAUGUCAGUUUACAGUCAAUACAACAUUCAGCUAGUAUGCCAGCAAUCAGGAACGCACCAACUUUCAAGUCACUGGAGGAGAAAGUCGAGACACUGAAGACUAAGAUCACCCCCACCGCUCCUCCCAGCAACCAGGACGGCAACAUCCCGGAAACCACCGAGUCUUUGAUCAACCAGCCUGAGGACGCCCCCACCCAGGACGCACCCAUGCAAUGAGACUGAGGCCGCACUUUCACCCUCUGACCUCUUUACCACCCGCACCCCCCACUCCCCGCCCUGCUCCUCUGACCAGUUUAACUCUUAUGUGCCAGUCUCCCUCUAUUGGAAACAAAUGCCUUCCCAGCAUCCUCUGCGAUCGACUUGCCCGCUGUCCUCUUCCAACACACACGCUCAGUCGUUAGCUUGUCUGAAACUAAAACCACAGGAUGGGUUCAGGCACAUAUUCUCAUGUCUUUUGGGUUUAUCUAGUUGGUUUAGGCUCACCAUUAGAGGAAUCAUUUUUCCUUGUUGCACUCCUUAUUUCUUUGCCUUUUUUUUUCUAACCAGAAAAGCUUGAAUGCCAAACAUGCUCCAGUGUAUAUCUUUAUGAUAUUAACAUUCUAGUGUAGAAAACUGUGCCGUUAGAACAAUUGUAGUGUACUUUAGAAAUGUAUUAAAUGUUGGAGUCACUGUUAUUUAACACGGGUGGUUUUGGCUUAGUUUUUCUUCUUGGGCCAAACUUUACCCCCAGCCCCCGAGAAAUAUAACAUGGUGUCCCAGCAGUGAAUAUUAAUAUUUUUGUAUCUUAUGCUGCGCUCGGGUCGCUAGGCUUUCCGGGUUUGAUACACUGUGUUGUUAAUAUGACUACUGACUGCACGUUUCAGAUUCAGGCAGACCUUCCCCUUUCAUUGUAGAGAAACCUGUCACGGCCCCCGCGCUCGGAAAGCUGCAGGAAAACGGCCAAGAUCAGCAGAAUAGCUCAGAGCAAACACGCCGUCAAGGUCCAGCCUUGACCUGAGGUGACAGAGAAAUAAAUGUAGCCUCCACAGCCAGCCAGAGUCAAUAUUUGAACACUAGUGCAUUGUUUCUGCGAGAGCGGCAACACCCAAACUACCCAUGCCGUGUAGUGCACAGCGCUGCAGUAGUGUUUCCCCCUUUUUUUAUUGUGACAAAAACCAGCUUGAUUGAUUGAUGGCAAGUAUUUGUAGAAAAAGUUUCUUUUGCAUUUAUCGAAUACUUUUUUCUUUUUUAUAUAUAUAUCAAAACUGUAGUUAGAGUUGGCUUUACAGCCUCAUGCUGCUUUAUGUCGAUUAUAUGCUGGAAGCAAUUAAACUCUAAUUUAUUGGGCUUCAAACAGUGAUCAAUAAAACCUAAACGGGGCCGAUUUCAACACAAGCUGAGGUAAAGUCAAACUAAAUGAAGGACAAACUUUUCUAUUGGGCGCAGCAUCAAACUGGUACAAGUCCUCCCCUGCUGGUGGAUAAGAGGUACUGCCUGCAUAUAAAUCAACUCCCACUAUCAGUAUGAAACAUGAGUGAUGCCGCUGAGCUGUAAACUGUGGAUCAGAGAAAUCUAGUGUUUAGUGUUGUUUUUCUUUGAUUGUUAUCAAUAAAGAUUCUCAUGUUUUCACUGAC
Messenger RNA from Xiphophorus maculatus (southern platyfish), 2246 nucleotides. It is a transcript of the gene tpd52, whose product is annotated as tumor protein D52. Gene Ontology annotation, biological process: B cell differentiation. The coding region runs from base 139 to 849 and encodes 236 amino acids. The transcript has 7 exons. Gene Ontology annotation, cellular component: cytoplasm. NCBI's taxonomy places the organism in Eukaryota, Metazoa, Chordata, Actinopteri, Cyprinodontiformes, Poeciliidae. The record is from RefSeq and is a predicted model, not a curated record.